AUGGAUUUCAAGGUCAUCAUCUAUCCGUUCUACGUGCGUCUGUCCAAACGUACCGGAUUGCAGAAACUUUUCGCUAUUGUCAAACGUCAGAAUGAUGGCGAGUACAAAUUUUGGAAGGCUGACGGCACUUAUCACGAGUCCUACGGUCUUGCUAAGGGGAGUGUUUCUAUCUUCCAGAGUCCCGAGUCUAUUCAAAGCACGAACAAAGGCAGUCUGAGCUCUUCGAAGAGACGAUUGACAAGCACACCCACCAAACGUGGUAGUCCAGCAGCACAAGUAUUCGAUGAUCUCGACGAUACACCAUUGCGCAUUAUUCAAAAGAAACGCAAUCUCCAGAAAAUGAAAACACAGUUCGUGAAUGGUCUGGACGGAGGCCCCUUCAUAGACUCUCCCGAUCCUCCAUCCAAGAGACGGGCCACUGCAGACUCAUUUCUUACACAAGCCAGAAGAAGUAGCAAGACCAAGACCUCAUAUAAAGCUACCUUACCUGCCUCAACCGCGUCAAAGAACCCUAGAGUUAGAGGUCGCUCAAGAACGCCUGCCGAGCAUACUGACGUACAGAGACCCACCCGCUCCCUGCUGCAGAUCAACGAAGUAUGCAUGCUUGCCUAUCACCUCACUGGACAGGAUCUCAAACUGAUGUACCGAACCAACGUCUUCACUAUUGAAUCUGGCGAAGGAUCCCUGAUCGACCCUAGGACUGGCUGUGCAUUCGAGAUUGGUGAGCAGCAUGCUUUGUAUGUGCUGUCCAGCAGUGAGAAGUCCCUCAAGGUCAUCUUGAGUAAGGACAACACCUGGAGUGUUAGCGAGUCAAUCGACGAGAUGACUGGAGGUAUCAUUCUGCUCGAGUUUGGCGGUGUCAGUGCCCGUGACGAAUUCAUAGCUGGUAUCAAGCACUUGAUUGGGAUGACUGUAGGACAUAUCGGCUGUGCAGAUGAGUAA
Molecule: messenger RNA, 942 nt
Organism: Aureobasidium musti
Lineage: Eukaryota; Fungi; Ascomycota; Dothideomycetes; Dothideales; Saccotheciaceae
Source: the annotation of a GenBank genome assembly